Molecule: messenger RNA, 974 nt
Organism: Racocetra fulgida
Lineage: Eukaryota; Fungi; Glomeromycota; Glomeromycetes; Diversisporales; Gigasporaceae
Source: the annotation of a GenBank genome assembly
AUGGUUAGUGUAAUUGAGGAAGUCAAUAUGAUUGAGGAAGUCAAUAUAAUUAAGGAAGUCAAUAUGAUUGAGGAAGUCGAUGUGAUUGAAGAAGCCGAUAUGAUUGAGAAAGUUGAUGCUAAUCAUAUCGAACACGCUAGCAAAGCUAAAGAAAUGACUCCUGAACAAGUUGAACAUUGGAUACAAUUUUCAGAUUGUGUUUUAAAUGAUGUUAUUCAUAAAAUGAAUCAUUAUGAUAUGGUGUUAUCAAUGUUUGUAAGAUUUAAUCGAAAUCGGUAUAAUAUUCUUUUUGCACAAGCUCUUCUCCCAGACGAAAGUACAGAAUCUUACGUUUGGAUGUUUGAAGAGAUAUUAAAGGCAACUAAUAAACAACUAGUAGUCAUAAUAUUGGAUGCUGAUUCUGUGGUAGACUCUGCAGUACAUCAAGAAACAUUUGAAAGAAGAUUUGAAAAUAUCCGUCAAAAUUUUUCUGAUGCUAGUUCAUAUUUGGAAGUAUUAUAUCGCAACAAGUUAUUACACAGCUCAAACGUUUCUUUACGUGAAUUAAUGGGUGAAAUCUAUCAACUUUUAGACUUGCAAGAUAAAAAAGAGGAAUAUAAUUUUUGGAAAUUAGCAAUUUCUUGUAUUAGAAGUCAAGAAAAAACAAAUUUUUUAUUUAAAAAAAUUGAUAAGUGUCUUGAAAGGAUUCUUACACCUAUAAUGUUACAAAAACAACACAAUGAAAUCAAUCAGACAGUUUAUUAUGAAGCUAAUAAGCUUCUAAAUGAUGAUAUCGAGGUUUAUGGAGAAUUAUAUAGUGUUUACAAGAAGGCUCUUAAUAAAGCUUUAACAAGCCGAUCAAAUUCACAACUACUUAUUAACCUGUUAAAAGAAUUUACAGACAAUAUUGAUGAAUCAUCUGAAAACUCAUCCAAGAAUGAAACUAAUAGUAAUAAAGAAAAUAGGGAGUUUGUAUUGCAGAAUUCUAAAAAAAG